Messenger RNA from Mugil cephalus (flathead mullet), 1456 nucleotides. RefSeq names its product CMRF35-like molecule 8. The transcript has 5 exons. The record is from RefSeq and is a predicted model, not a curated record. NCBI's taxonomy places the organism in Eukaryota, Metazoa, Chordata, Actinopteri, Mugiliformes, Mugilidae. Bases 79 to 663 code for a protein of 194 amino acids.
AAACAAGGUAAAUAAAAAAGUGUUUCCACAGUUUACACGUAUACAACAUGUAAGAUUGAUCAACAAUGAGCUUGUAUCAUGUGGUUUUAUUUCUUCUUGACAGAUCACUGCUGCAACAAUGUGGAUAAAAUUCAAAGUCAUGGAAGUGAUUCAGUGUCCAUCAUUUGUCCGUAUGAGUUGGAGUACCAGAACAACCUGAAGUUCAUCUGCAGAGGAAACCAGCCCUCCACAUGUCUGCAGCAGGCAGUCAUCACCUCUGACAGCAAACAAAAUGGACGCUUCACACUCACUGAGGACAAGGAGUCAAGAAGAUUCACAGUGACCAUUAGCAAGCUGACCCAAGAGGAUUCUGGGUGGUAUCUUUGUGGUGUCCGUAGAAACACUGGACUGGAUGUUUUCUCUGCUGUUGAGCUGGAGGUUGAAGCCUCGCCUCAGGAAACCAGCACUGUGACAGAAACCAGCACUGUGACCACAAACGUCACUGUGAUCACCAAUGUCACGUCACACUCAACAUAUGGAACUACCAAACACAUUGAAGAUGUGACACUUUUAGUUUACAUUCUGCCUGCAGUACUGCUGCUACUGAUCCUGCUGUUUGUCCUUGUUGUGCUUUUUAAAAAAAAAAAAAAAUCUACAAAUGUCGAGGAGAUGGAGUCAGUGUGAUCGCAUUGAACAGUGCUGAAGCAGGAGUAGAGGUCAGGAGUUGCAGGGAUCCAGGACAAGAGCUGUCCUGCUCAGAGCUGGGUUUGUACAUGCAGCAGAGCUCCAGUCAUGGUGAUGAAGGCGCUGAAAGACAAGAACCUGUGUACCAAAGCCUCUGUGCAACAGAAGACAUCUACUCUGUUUGUUUGUGGAGUGAAAACUAGAUUAAGCACCUCCAUGACAGUCACCUUACACUGUACAUCCAUGUCUGUCCACACUCAUGCGACAUUUGUAGUGAAGACGUUGAAUGAAUUUCAAAGUCUUUUUGUAGUACAUCCUUUUCACACAGUGAAGUUAACCAGUGACAUAUAAAAUGUCAUCCCUCCAUCAGUUUAUACAGUUAGACAUUUAUGUGAAACCUUGUCAUAACUAGAUUUGUUGUUUGUAGUUGAGACCAAACAAGUGAUUUGUGACCUUGCCCUUUGGUCUUUGAUGAGCACAUUGUAAUUAGUUCAUCAUUGAGUCAGAGUUAAUAUUUGCAUGGAGGAAGCCAGAGUACCUGGAGAGAACCCACACAGACAUGGGGAGAUCAUAUAAACCCCACACAGAAAGGCCCCGGUCGGAUUUCAACCCAGACCCUCUUGCUGUGAGGCAUCAGUGCUAACCACCACAGAACAGAGGUCAGAUUUACUGGAAGUAUUUUCUGUUACAGCAUCUGACAAGACUCUGACUCUGUAUAAACCACCGCAUCCAUGUUAGUCUAUAAAAUGUGAUUAAUGGAUGCACUUUAAUCAUUUUUCAGCAAUAUAUGUCU